Messenger RNA from Theobroma cacao (cacao), 507 nucleotides. NCBI's taxonomy places the organism in Eukaryota, Viridiplantae, Streptophyta, Magnoliopsida, Malvales, Malvaceae. The record is from RefSeq and is a predicted model, not a curated record.
AUGGCCGGUGAGAAGAAAACUACAUUGAGAGGAUGCAUCAAGAAGAGCAAGGGGCCAUGGAUAGUUCAUAGAGCCACCAAAGAUGGUGGAAUAGUCACUAGGUAUCGGUUUCCGACCGAAAACGAGCGCCAAAAGAAUAAGCAAAGGGAGCGAAGGCGGCGAGCGGUGGCUCAGAACAUCUUUGCAGGGCUCAAGGAGCAUGGGAAUUACAAGCUUCCUAAGCAUGCCGAUGCCAAUGAUCUGUUGAAAGCUCUUUGUCAGGAGGCUGGUUGGCAUGUAGAGGAGGAUGGAACCAUUUACAGGAAGAAAACAGUGUCAUCAACAAUGGCAGCCUCGGUUGAAAAUGGUGAAGCAAAAGAUCAAGAUUAUUGUACAUGCAACGAUCAUGGGAAUGUUCUUCCAGCAUCAGGAACCUUCUUGUCUGUAGGGCAGUCCCAAGAAUGCAGUGGUAUCAACUUGGUGCUUUCCCUCUCAGUUUCAAAUUCCUUGACCCGCAAUGUUUCCUGA